AUGGGACCCCCUGGUGAUGAUGGAGCUCUGAUUGAGGGUCUGCAGGAAGGCGGUGGGUCGGGCAAAGUACCAAAGAUUUCGAUUCUUCGACUGGAGAUUGACACUGCUAUGAAGGACGAAGCAGUGACACAUUUGAUUCAAAUUCUUCAAAAGACACCCGACGCUAUUGAAAAAGAUAUUGCUACCGAUAUGAAGAAACAUUUCGACCAAAAAUACGGACAGACAUGGCAUUGCAUUGUGGGGAAAGGCUUUGGAUGCUCAAUUGCAUACGACACGCAAUACUUGCUUUUCUUUCGCGCUGACCAGCACUACGUUUUGAUAUUUAAGUCAACCGAGUGA
Plasmopara halstedii is the source of this 339-nucleotide messenger RNA. RefSeq names its product dynein light chain cytoplasmic-like. The record is from RefSeq and is a predicted model, not a curated record. The coding region runs from base 1 to 339 and encodes 112 amino acids. Gene Ontology annotation, molecular function: dynein light intermediate chain binding; dynein intermediate chain binding. The transcript has a single exon. Gene Ontology annotation, cellular component: dynein complex. Lineage: Eukaryota; Oomycota; Peronosporomycetes; Peronosporales; Peronosporaceae. Gene Ontology annotation, biological process: microtubule-based process.